CUUAACGCAUUCCUACAAUUAACAACGAGAUGAAAGUGUUCGUUUGUCUGUUAGCCGUACUAGCGGUGGCAUCCGCAGGAUUACUAGGAGGAAGAGGCAGCUCCAGCAAUGGCGCAUGGCAAAAGGGAAGCGGCAGUGGAAAAAGCGGAUUACAAUUAGAAUCCGGUAUUAAUGCAUGGCAAGGAGGUGACAGUGGAGCCGGUGGUUGGCAAAUGGGAGGAAACGCAGGUGCUUGGAAAUCAGAAGGAGCAUCGUCUAGCGCUUGGGCUGCCGGAGGGGCAGGACUUUCCUCAGGAUAUGGAAAAGGAGCCGGUUGGCAAUCUGGAGCUAGUAGCGGACCCUGGCCAUCAGCAGGAGGAUCAAGUAAUAGUGCUUCCAAUGGUUGGCAAAUGAACACUGGGUCAUCGGCAGCGAUAUGGAAAGGACAAGGGGCUAGUAACUCAAAUAAGUGGCAACAAGGAGGAAGCACAGGCGGAUAUGGAAGUGGAUCAGCAUGGAAAGCUCAAGGUGGUAAUCAGUGGGCUGAUGAUGCUACUGGUGGAGAUAUUGUAAUAUUGCAAGCAGAUGCUGGAUCAGCACAUAUGAGCUCUUCAAACGGUCCCUGGCAAAACGGUGGAGCUUCAUCUGGUAAAUGGCAAUCUGGAGCUACUCCGUCUGGCCCAUGGGCAAAUCAAGGAGGACAAUCUUCUGGUUGGCAAAAAGGUGUAGGUUCAAGUGCUCCAUGGCAAGGUGCUGGUAUCUCUUCCGGCAAAUUUCGAUCUGGAUCCAGUUCUGCUGGUGCAUGGGCAACCCUAGGAGGAUCAUCGUCUGGUUGGCAAAAGGGUGUCGGUUCCAGCGGUGCAUGGCAAAAUUCAGGUACUUCAUUCGGUAAACUGCAAUCUGGAUCUAGCUCAUCUGGCCCCUGGGCAACACAAGGAGGAGCAUCAUCUGGCUGGCAAAACGACGCUGUUUCUAGUGGACCAUGGCAAAAUGCAGGUGCCUCAGCUGGUAAACUACAAUUAGGAUCUACCUCAUCUGGCCCAUGGGCAACUCAAGGCGCUUCAUCAGCUGGCUGGGAAAAUGAUGUUACUCCAAGUGGACCAUGGGAAAACGCUGGUGCUACCUCUGGCGGCAAGUUUCAAUCUGGAGCCAGUUCAUCCGGUCCGUGGGCAUCCCAAGGUGGCUCCCCAUCUGGUUGGGAAAAUGAUGCCACUUCAAGUGGUCCGUGGCAAAAUGCUGGAGCUGCCUCAGCGAACAAGUGGCAGUCUGGAGCUAGUUCAUCUGGCCCAUGGGCCUCCCAAGGUGGUGCAUCUUCAGGUUGGCAACGACCCACUGGAGGAAAACAAUGGAAAAAAUAAUUGACUUGAAUGACCUGGUCUACAGUAUUAUUAUGAAUAAUCGUUUAUAGUUAUUAUUUGAGUGUGUGGAGUGUGAUAAUGUUUAGCUAUAUUUAAAAUAUAAUGUUCAUAUUUGCUUGAAA
Messenger RNA from Hermetia illucens (black soldier fly), 1459 nucleotides. RefSeq lists its product as uncharacterized. The record is from RefSeq and is a predicted model, not a curated record. The coding region runs from base 30 to 1337 and encodes 435 amino acids. The transcript has a single exon. NCBI's taxonomy places the organism in Eukaryota, Metazoa, Arthropoda, Insecta, Diptera, Stratiomyidae.